Solanum dulcamara is the source of this 1707-nucleotide messenger RNA. RefSeq names its product cell division control protein 2 homolog A-like. The transcript is spliced from 9 exons. Gene Ontology annotation, biological process: regulation of meiotic cell cycle; regulation of gene expression; protein phosphorylation. Gene Ontology annotation, molecular function: cyclin binding; cyclin-dependent protein serine/threonine kinase activity; ATP binding. The record is from RefSeq and is a predicted model, not a curated record. Gene Ontology annotation, cellular component: cytoplasm; cyclin-dependent protein kinase holoenzyme complex; nucleus. Lineage: Eukaryota; Viridiplantae; Streptophyta; Magnoliopsida; Solanales; Solanaceae. Bases 175 to 1059 code for a protein of 294 amino acids.
AUGAAAGACCGAGGAAGAGUAAAGCUGUGACUCCAGUCCAAAACGGUUCUACGGCGGCAUUUACUCUCUCUCUCCUACCACAGUCUCGGCAGCUUCUCAUCUCCGAUCCUCCGCGUAACGACGGUGAAUUCUUCAUCUCCGCCGCGCUAAGGGAGUUCAUCCAUAUUGACCUAGAUGGACCAGUAUGAAAAAAUUGAGAAGAUUGGGGAAGGAACAUAUGGUGUAGUGUACAAGGCCCGUGCUCUUGCAACUAAUGAAACCGUUGCUCUAAAAAAAAUACGGCUAGAGCAAGAGGAUGAAGGAGUGCCAAGCACAGCUAUUAGAGAAAUUUCUCUUUUGAAAGAGAUGCAGCACGGAAACAUUGUGAGGUUACUGGAUGUGGUUCACAGUGAGAAGCGAUUAUAUCUAGUCUUUGAAUAUCUUGACUUGGAUUUGAAGAAGCACAUGGAUUCAUGUCCCGAAUUCUCUAAGGAUCGCCGUGUUAUAAAAACAUUUGUGUAUCAAAUUCUCCGUGGUAUUGCUUAUUGUCAUUCUCAUAGAGUUCUUCACCGAGAUCUGAAGCCUCAGAACUUGCUGAUAGAUCCACGCACCAAUGUGUUAAAGCUUGCAGAUUUUGGAUUGGGUAGAGCAUUUGGCAUUCCUGUUAGAACUUUCACUCAUGAGGUGGUGACAUUAUGGUACAGGGCACCAGAAAUACUUCUUGGAUCAAGGCACUACUCUACUCCGGUUGAUGUAUGGUCAGCUGGUUGCAUAUUUGCUGAGAUGGUUAACCAGCGGCCCCUUUUUCCUGGUGACUCAGAGAUUGAUGAACUUUUCAAGAUUUUCAGAGUGGUGGGUACUCCAAAUGAGGAUACAUGGCCUGGAGUGACUUCUUUGCCUGACUAUAAAUCUGCAUUUCCAAAAUGGCCUCCUAAGGAUCUGGCAACUGUAGUCCUAAAUCUUGAUACAGCAGGACUUGAUCUCCUUGGUAAAAUGCUCUGCUUGGACCCCAGCAAGAGAAUCACCGCCAGGAGUGCCCUUGAACAUGAGUACUUCAAGGAUAUUGGCUGUGUUCCAUGACUCUUUUCAUCUUCAUCAACAAUGCGAACACAAAUUUGGUAUGUUAACUACUGGGUGAUCUUAACACAGCGUUCUUCGCCAUCACAAUUUGUGUUAAUAGUUUUGGUUCUUAGGUUCAGUAGCAUUCAUACUUCCGCAAGAAUUCACUGAAUUACUAUUCGUGAUUGGAUUGCUGUGCGUUUAAUAUUUUUGCGUAGUUUGAUACUGGAAUUGAAGAACAAAAUGAUGAUCGACGUAGUCAUUUAUACUUGAUUACUAUUCCUGGAGGGUGUAGGCUAUAGUUCAGGUUUACCAAGUUAUGUUUAAUACUGUAUGAAUUUUUUUCUUGAUCCUACAAUAGAGAGACUGGCUUCUCAAUAUUCAGGACUCCUCAAGAACUACUGCUAUUUUGGUAGGAAAAUUGUGGAAAGGAAAACUAGUUGAAUCAUAGUAGUAGCAGUUAGCUCGUACUAUUUUGUUCCCCAUGAAUUGUAAUUAGAUGAUUGUGUCUCUUCAUCUCUAUUUUUCCUUUUGUUUUUAAUCUUGGAACUAAAACUAAACAUAGGAAUUAGUGUAUUUUUUUGUAUCGGAACCACCUCUCAACCCCGCAAGGGUAUGGGAUAAGGCUUGCCUAUAUUUUAUCCUUCCCAGAUCCCAUUCGUGGGACUA